Vicia faba (fava bean) is the source of this 393-nucleotide messenger RNA. The record is from the annotation of a GenBank genome assembly. NCBI's taxonomy places the organism in Eukaryota, Viridiplantae, Streptophyta, Magnoliopsida, Fabales, Fabaceae.
AUGAUGAUGAAUCCAUUACCCGAUAUUGACAAGGCUUUCCCUCUUGUUAUUCAACAAGAACGAGAACUGGAUAACUUUGCAUCAGUUGUUGCACCAGCAGCUAGCAACUUCGAGGAAUCAGUUGCAUUUCAGGUUCAUACCAAUUCUGGUAACUACAACAAUAAAUCUAACACUUUCAAGGGCAAAAAUCAAAGCAAUAAUGGUGCUCGUGGACAUAGUAGAAUUUGCACGCAUUGUGGCAAACAAACCACACAAUUGAAACUUUCUUUGUUAAACAUGGUUUUCCAUCAGGAUUCAGAGACAAAGGCAAAUAGCAGGGCAAUGGCAAUGGCCAACAAGGAAGUUCUGCAAUUAAUAAUGCAUCAGAAACUCCUCAGUAAGAUACAUCUAUAG